AUGUCAGACGAAAAGGUGCGCGCGUCGCUCGACAAUGCCCGCGACCCCGCCCAGCCCGUGCUGCCCACCGUGAACCCCAACAUCAAGCGCGCCGAGCCACAGUCCGACUCGCUGCACCCUGCAGUGUACAUCGCGACAUGGAUUGCUCUCAGUUCCAGCGUCAUCAUAUUCAACAAGUACAUCCUGGACACGGCAAAGUUCCACUUCCCCAUCUUCCUCACGACAUGGCAUCUCGUUUUCGCGACCGUCAUGACGCAGCUCCUCGCACGCUUCACCACCAUCCUCGACUCACGGAAGAAGGUGCCCAUGACGGGCCGCGUGUACCUCCGCGCGAUUGUUCCCAUUGGUGUCUUCUUCAGUCUGAGUUUGAUCUGCGGUAACAAGGCAUACCUGUACCUGAGUGUUGCGUUCAUUCAGAUGCUCAAGGCCACCACACCUGUUGCUGUUUUGAUCACCACCUGGACUAUGGGCCUGCACCCACCCAACAUGAAGACUCUCGGCAACGUGUCCUUCAUUGUCAUCGGUGUCAUCAUUGCCUCGCUCGGUGAGAUCAAAUUCGUCAUGGUUGGCUUCCUCUUCCAGGUUGGCGGUAUCAUCUUUGAGGCGAUCCGCUUGUCCAUGGUCGAGCGUCUGCUUAGCGGCGGGGAGUUCAAGAUGGAUCCCUUGGUCUCGCUGUACUACUAUGCUCCGGCCUGCGCAGUCAUGAACGGCAUCAUCUGCUUGUUCACUGAGCUGCCCAUCUUGACCAUGGAUGACAUCAAUCGCGUUGGCGGUUUCACGCUCUUCGCCAACGCGUCGAUUGCAUUCAUGCUCAAUGUUUCAGUUGUAUUCCUGGUCGGCAAGACGUCGUCUUUGGUCCUCACCUUAUCUGGUGUGCUCAAGGACAUCCUCCUCGUCUUUGCGUCGAUCAUGCUCUUCCGCGACCCCGUCAGCUUGCUCCAGGCUUUUGGAUACAGCAUUGCCCUUGGUGGCCUGGUCUACUACAAGCUCGGUGGCCAGAAGAUGAAGGAUUAUCUCGGCCAGGGUUCGCUGGCCUGGGCGGAACUUGGUCAGACUCGUCCGAUCCUGCGCAAGCUCAUGAUCUUCGGUGGCGUUAUCAUCUCCUUCUUCCUCGUUAUUGGAUCUCUAGGCCCGAGAUAUGCCCCCGAUUCCGCCGAUAAGCUCUACAAUGGCAUUGGCAACAUGAUCGGAGACAAGCAGGUCUGA
Messenger RNA from Paraphaeosphaeria sporulosa, 1206 nucleotides. RefSeq names its product TPT-domain-containing protein. NCBI's taxonomy places the organism in Eukaryota, Fungi, Ascomycota, Dothideomycetes, Pleosporales, Didymosphaeriaceae. The record is from RefSeq and is a predicted model, not a curated record. Gene Ontology annotation, cellular component: endosome; Golgi apparatus; trans-Golgi network. The transcript has 5 exons. Gene Ontology annotation, molecular function: antiporter activity. Bases 1 to 1206 code for a protein of 401 amino acids.